This is a messenger RNA of Vitrella brassicaformis, 3034 nucleotides long. The record is from the annotation of a GenBank genome assembly. NCBI's taxonomy places the organism in Eukaryota, Vitrellaceae.
GGGGAUUCACCAGUCACACUAAGAGAAUCGUUUGUGAUUCAGAAUCUGUCGUCGGUCUAUCCCAGCACUGUGUGUGGAGGGCGAUGAGUGAGUCUGCAUCAAAGCGGCAGAGGCGGCCGGCGGCUGGGGGAGAGGAGCAUGGCAACGAGGACGCCAUGGUGGACGCAGAUGGCCAGCAGCAGCAGCAGGCCACGGCAUCGCACAGCAUAGAUUUGGAGGCCUUUGCUCAUCACUUCGGCCAGAUUGUAAGUGGAUCCACCAAACGAAACACUGACAAGCACACAUCUUCAUUGUGUCCUCUCUGUGUGUGUCAUCUGCUCAUUCAGCCUGUUGUCGUCGCCUACGUCUUUUCGUUUGUGUCGCUUCAUUUGGUGGCGGCGCUGCCCCAGCGGCUGUGGCGCCACGUCGGCUGCCAGAUCACCCAGCUGGUCAUGGACACCCACGACGCGGCCGAGCGGCGCUUCUGGUGCGGCCUGUCAUUCGCUGAGGCCUUCGAGUGGGGCCGGCGGCUCACACGGCUCAAGUCUAUUGUCGUCCGGUAUCCCAAUGGUCUCCGCGUCGCAUAUGCCCCGCUUGCAGAGAGGGUAUCCCAGUGGCUGGAAAGGAUGCUCGUGGACAUUCUAGUGCGACGAGCUCCUGACUAUCGCACUCUGCCGCGGGUGAUCGACAAGAUCGUCACGGCAUUGGUGGAGGGGCACAGCGAUGCACCCAGAGCUACGGCGGCAGCAGCAGGGCAAACUGAGCCAGCGGGGGGGACGUUGGAGUCGAUCGAGUACAGCAAUGGCGGAUCGAUCAUAGUCGUCGACGAGGCCGAGGGUCGCGAGAUCAGAGCUGCCGAACAGCUGGCGACGGCGCUCCCCCCGCCCCUCGACCCGCCCCUUACCCUCACAUCCCUCACAUCCGUCACAGGCUUGGCCUUAAACGAGGUGUAUCCCGGCCGCGGGCGGCACUGGCAGCUGCCGUCACUCGAGACGGUGCAGACGGUGGAUUGCGAAGAGGUCCUGGGAAAGCUGGUGGCGACGUCGCGGCGCCUUAAGGAGCUGCAGGUGGAAUUCACUCCUGACGUAAUGGCAAUGGCUGAGGAGCUGAGGUGUGUCCCUGUGGCCGAGGCCGGCCAGCCGGGGCCGCUGUCACAGCUCGAGGACAUCGGGACGCUCAGCAUGUUGAGUCGAAGCGCUGAGGGGCUGGAGCGCCUUCAGGUAUGCGAUGAACCACACAAGAUACACAUGAUCAGAGAGGGUGGGCGAGAGCCUGCUUGUGAGUUGCGUGUGUCUGCGUGUAGGCCGUUCUCGUCGACCGUGGCUGCCGCUCUAUAAAGAAGUUCAGUGCUCAGCUCAGGGACUGGUACACCGACAGUCGCAUCUUCGAGACCCUGCAGACCAUCGAGGCCUUCACACGCACCGUGUGUGAGAGCCUUGAAAUCCUCGACAUCUCGAUCAACAUCGAAGACUUCGACCUGUCGCUCCUGUGCGACGUGCCCACGCGCCCGGAGCCCUCCCCCUUCGUGCAGAAGCACAUCCAACAAGGCGCCGCAAAAGCCCUCUCGGCGUCUUUCGGCAUACGCCCCCACCAUCUCACCACCCCUCUCGACACGCCCAGCCGCGCUGCCAUCGCCCUCGCACGAUCCCUGACCUUCCCCGAGGCGACGAGCGUGAGGGUGGUAGACCAUCUGGAGUUCGCCGAGGAGGAAGUGCAGCCUGACCCGAUUGUGCUCGACAGCAUACCCGACAACGCAUUCCCCGCCGCGUCGUCCCUGGAGGUCUUCCCCCCCGGCCUCGCCAUCGCGCGCAGGCUGGUGACCAAGAUGCCGGCGGUCAAACGAAUUGACCUUUGGUGGACGCACCCGACAGAGGCGGAGGCGGUGGGGGUGCUGCAGGCGGUGGGCGGGGACAGACACUUAGAGCACUUCGAGGCCAGAAGGGUGAAGGGCGUGGGCGAGGGCGGGCUGACGUGGGGCGACAUAGCCGACCAGCUGCCGACCAUCGCAAAAGUGAAUAUUAGUAUAGAAGGUGAGCAGCAACCAAUCGCCUUCACCAGCUGUUUUCUACCUGUCGAUUGUUGCGGUGACUGCUGCUUGCGUGUGUGUGCAGUGCCUGAGGAGUUGGGCGAUGGCGAUGCCGCUGGUGAGUUCGGCAUUGCGUGUGUCAAGUCGCUGCUCAAGAUCCGAGGCAUCAAGCAGCUUACUUUCCGGCAGAAGCCGUUCGAUGCCUUCGCACGGCUGAUAGAGGAUCGGACUCAUGGCGACACCAUCGAGGGGCUGGAGGGGCGGUAUGACAUCGGCUGGGGAAGAGAUGAUGACUUUACCACCACUGUGGUACAGUCGUUGUGGAACGCCCUUACUGGCAAGCGGGAUAUCCUCGUUCUCAAACCUUUGGACACCUAACAGCGGACCACAGGUACGGUUUGGCCAUCUUGGCUUCUUUUUCGUUUAUUUAUUUAUUCUUCUCGACGUAUACAUACAAACCUCGUUCUUAUACUUCGAUAACGGAUUAUGAUACAUAAAAGUCUAUCUGACUUUUAUGUAUCUGUCGGGCCUCGCGUCUGUCGCCUUUUCUUGGCGUCGCUGCGACGGCCAGGGAGGGGAUGGCUUCCGAUCCGAUGCUCAUGCUGUCGUACCUGUCCCUGUUAGAGUUUCGUGUCCGUGUGGCCGCUGGCUGCAUCUGUCAGCGGGUGGCUGCUGGUGCUGUGGGUUGAUUGAGUGGGGUCACGGUCUGUUUGCCAUAUAUGUGCAUUUGUCAUGGUUCUGUGUGUCUUCCGUGUCUCCUCUCUAUCGGUGGCACACAGAACGAAUCGCAAUGUCUGCCCUGCAAUCGCAAUGUCGUACUCGUCCAUUGACGUCCUGAUGUUUAUGGCGAAUAAACACUCCCUGUCGUCCAUCUGUUGGAUUCGCCAGAGGGAUGUACGGCAUCGCUCAUAUCAUCGCACAAGCUGGGAGGGAAAGAGGAUAGCGUGCUUUCAUGCGUAGCUGGUGUGUGGUAGGUAGACCGACUUUUUCUGGCCCGUCCCUGCCUGCCUCAAGUGCGCAUUGGAUCGA